Rangifer tarandus platyrhynchus (Svalbard reindeer) is the source of this 1398-nucleotide messenger RNA. The record is from the annotation of a GenBank genome assembly. Lineage: Eukaryota; Metazoa; Chordata; Mammalia; Artiodactyla; Cervidae.
AUGUUCGCUGUCUCAGAGGUGGCAGCGGGCAGACCUUAUGGGUGCAGUGAGUGUGGCAAGAGCUUCCGCUACAGUUCAGUGCUGCUGCGGCAUGAGCGGGCCCACAGUGGUGACAGCAGCUUCCGCUGCCUAGAGUGUGGUGAGCGAUGCGCAGAGGCCUCAGACCUCCGUGCACAUAGACGCGCUCACGCGGGCCAGACGCUCUACAUCUGCAGUGAGUGUGGCCAGAGCUUCCGCCACAGCGGCCGCCUUGACCUGCACCAGAGCGUACAUAGACGGCGCAUUCGCUCCUGCCGCUGCCGAGCUUGUGGUGGAUGCUUUCCACACCUCCCGGCUCUGCUGCUGCACCGGCGCCGCUGGCACCCUCCCGAGAGGCCCCGCCGCUGUCCGCUGUGCCCUCGAGCCUUCCGCCAGAGCGCGCUGCGCUUCCAUCUGGCACGGGCGCACCCAUGGGGAACACCUACUGUGCCUGCUGACACACUCCACCGCUGCACACAGUGCUCUCGGGUCUUCCGCAGCGGCGCUGGACUUCGGAGCCAUUUGCGUGUCCACGCAGCCAGGAGCCCCAGUGACUCCACAUUUCGGCAGCCAGGUGCUCCGGACACACACCAGUGUGGUGUGUGUGGCAAGAGCUUUGGCAAGAGUUCCACGCUAACGCGACACCUGCAGACGCACUCGGGUGAGAAACCUUUCAAAUGCCCGGAGUGCGGCAAGGGCUUCCUGGAGAGUGCCACACUGGUGCGCCAUCAGCGCACACACACGGGCGAGAAGCCUUACGCCUGCGGCGACUGCGGGCGACGCUUCAGUGAGAGCUCCACGCUGCUGCGCCAUCGGCGCAGCCAUCAGGGAGAGCGGCCACAUGCCUGUGCCACAUGUGGCAAGGGCUUUGGGCAGCGCUCUGACUUGGUGGUGCACCAGCGCAUCCACACAGGUGAGAGGCCCUUCCCAUGUACUGAGUGCGGCCGCUGCUUCAGCGACCGCUCAGACCUCACAAAGCACAGGCGCACACACACAGGUGAGAAACCCUACCGCUGUGAGUUGUGCGGCAAGUGCUUCACAUGCGUCUCCAACCUCAAUGUGCACCGGCGCAACCAUGCUGGCCACAAGCCCCACAAGUGCCCUGAGUGUGGCAAGGCCUUCAGUGUGGGUUCCAAGCUGGCACUGCACCGCAAGACGCACCUGGGCGAGCGGCCAGCGGAAUGUGCAGAGUGUGGCAAAUGUUUUAGCCACAGCCGCUCCCUGUCACAGCACCAGCGAGCUCACAGGCGUGCUCAUGCCUCCACUGCUCCUGCUGCCGCUGCCACUCAGCCCAAGGCAGGCACUGCACUCAUAGUUGCUGGGCAAGCAGGACAGGAAAAGCCAGGGCUUUUUUUGCCUCAGUUGAGAGAGACUUGUUGA